AUGCAGGGCAGAACAAUUCAACAGAUCCUCAUUACUGUAGGAUUGACCCUAUGCAAUAUCACUGAUGGAUUCAUAUUUGGCCAAAUGUCCGGAAUGCUCGACGCUCUCACGAGGGAUGACGCCUCGGUGAAACUGACCGUUGGCGAAAUCUCCUUAAUUGCGGCGAUAAUUAACGUCACGUGCAUCUGUGGCUUCGCCGUCGUCGGCGUGGCCACCGAGAUUUUCGGACGGCGCCGCGCGAUCUCAAUCAUCACAUCACCUGUAAUUCUUUGCUGGAUUGUAGUUUACUUCGUAGAAGACAAAACCACGUUAUUGUUGACUAGAGUGCUCGUCGGCGUCUCUUACGGGGGUAUCCUUAUAAUAAGCAAAGUCUCUAUAGGAGAGUACAUAACACCCAAGAAACGAUCGCUGUAUGUAAACGUCAUCGCUAGCGGGGGACAAUUAAUGGGCACGACUCUAGGACACCUCCUGAGUCUCGCGAUGAACUGGAGAAAUGUAGCUCUCAUAGGAUUGGUUCCCACUGCGUUGUCCUGUAUUUUACCCUUUUUCUGGGUCGAGAGUCCCUCGUGGCUGGCUUCUAAAGGACGCUAUGAGGAAUGUGAGAGAGCCUUCAGGGCGUUACACGUUCUGGAUGAAGAUAGCGAGAAAGAAUUACGACUCUUAAUCGCUUUAGAGAAACGUAAAGAAAGCGUGGUUAACGUCGAUAGAUCAUAUAUGGCACCGAUAAAAAAAAUUAUAAAAGCUAGUAGACAGAAAUAUUUUUGGAAAGUAAUUUUAUUAAGUAUUAUUAUAAACGUGUAUCGUAUUGCCGCGGGCCGCGUGUUGUUUAGUACUUUAGCUCUAAGCAUUUUCCGAGAUUUUACAGGCUACUCGAACUUGUGGGGAAUCACAUUACUCGUGGACGGCUUAGGUAUUUUUGGGGCUUUGAAUUCGUGUAUUUUAGUUAGCGUUUUUAAUAAAUUGCGCACUUUGAUAUUUGUCUUUGGUUCAUUGGGAAAUUUUAUUCUUAUGUUUCUUAGCGGCGUUUGCUACUUCACGGAAAAUAAGAGCGAAGACAACACUAUUGUUUGGGUCAAAGCGAGUUUAUUAGCAUUAUAUUUCUUAUUUGUUAACUCGGGUGCGUAUCCCGUAUUGGAAACUUUACUCUCCGAAAUAUAUCCACUCGAAGCCAAGACAUUUUGCAUAUUUAUUGUCGGAGCUAUCGCGGGCGUGUUACAAUUCUUAACAAUAAAAUCGGCUCCGGAAAUGUUUAAAAAUAUCGGCUACGACGGUACAUUCUUCUUAUUUUCUGUUAUAAUAUUCAUGUGUAUCGCUUAUUUGUGGAAAUUUAUGCCCGAAACAAAGGGGGAGACACUGCAAGACAUUGAAAUGUUUUUUAAAGCAGAUUAUCUACCCAGUGAGGAGCAUAAGGAAGACACUGUCUGCGAUUCUAUGAUCAAUAAAGAGUUUAUGCCUAGCGUUGAUUUUAAACAGGAAGAUAAAUAA
Molecule: messenger RNA, 1485 nt
Organism: Leptosia nina
Lineage: Eukaryota; Metazoa; Arthropoda; Insecta; Lepidoptera; Pieridae
Source: the annotation of a GenBank genome assembly